This is a messenger RNA of Vanessa atalanta (red admiral), 2491 nucleotides long. Its product is annotated as ras association domain-containing protein 10. NCBI's taxonomy places the organism in Eukaryota, Metazoa, Arthropoda, Insecta, Lepidoptera, Nymphalidae. The transcript has 7 exons. Bases 263 to 1540 code for a protein of 425 amino acids. The record is from RefSeq and is a predicted model, not a curated record.
GGGAGUCGGCCGCGCGUUCGUUCCGUGUGAAAAAAAUCUUUCGUAAAUCGGAAAAUUGUGUACGUGAUCAUACACAGUGAUAUUACUGUGCUUAUGUGUUCUGUGCUCUGGGGAUCUGUGAAGUGUAUGAGAUUUUAGUUAUAUAGGGUGUUUAUAUAAUACGAUCGCUCCUGGACUAAAUUUGGAAAUGAUCCCAUAACUACGCCUGAGUGGCGUGAUGAGAUUUUGUUAAAUGAACGCUUCGUUUGCUUUAUGAGGCGUCAUGGAGGCAUCAUCGUCGGAUUACAGCGACGAGGAGGUUGGCGUGUUAGCUCGAGGUCAGAAGUUGUGGGUCAGAGGUGUUCGCUCACAUACUACCUGCGCUGACAUUGUUCGAGCUUUGCAAGGCGCCCCUGAAGCAGCAGGAGGUCUAAGCGACCAUGGUGAGUGGGUGUUAGCGGAGCGAUGGCGAGGUGUAGAACGACCACUACCACCAGACGCACCAGUGCUACACGUAUUAGCAGCUUGGGGUGACGCUCGGCAUGAGGUUCGAUUAUCACUUCGUCGAUUGUCAAGCGGAGGGGAAGAUGAUUCAGGGCGCGAUAGCGAUGGUGGCAGUCGAGCCAGAUCUAGAAGGAGGAAGAAGGGAGUGCGUGCUGCUACUCCACCGCCAAGAUCAAAAAGUGAAGAUCCUGCAGCAAAACUGGUGUCUGUUAUACAACACCAGAGUAGAACCAUACACCAACAACUGGAUAAACUAAGAGAACAAGAAAAACUGAUUGAUCAUCUAGAAGAUCAGACACACAAAAAUCGAAUGGAAAAACACGGAACCAAUUAUCUCCUCGAAUCCUACCUUCGGGAUUUAGGAAGAUCCAGUGAACUGAAUGAUAGCCAAGCAGGAAACAGCGAUAGUGGUGUCGGAGUAGGCAGCGGAACACCACCCAGAAGACACACCAAACAUAAGUCCAGAAGAGAAAGACACCUCAUGAGAGAACAUUACUUUACAAAAGAACUCACCGACAUCUGUCAAGUUAACUCAGAAAGACUGAUGCAAACGUCAAACGACACAGAUUCGGAUGCAUCAGCUGAUGAAUUAUCUCGAAUACGAGAAGAGGUUGAACUACUGGAAAAACUCGCAAUAAUCAACAAGAGAUUGCACCGUGAAGAGGAAUUAGUUGUAAGAUUAACGGCUAAAGUUAAAAGAUAUAUGGACGAGAACAAAGCCAAUAGCUGCGAAAACGUAUCCCAAGUCACGAUGCUCAUGAACGAAAUAGAGGAAGAUUUAGCCAAAACAACGAUAGAGAUGCAAGCAAACACAAUGGAGAUAGAAAAAGCGGACAAAGAGAUUGAAUUUAGAAUGAAACUUCUUGACGAAUUGACAAUAGAAUUGGAAAAAGAAGAAUUACAAAAUACAAUAUUAGAAAGACAGUUGCACGAGGCGUCGAGUCGACAACCGAUUAUUCUACAAGAGAGCUACAUACCAGUUUUAGAUCAAAUAAAUUCAACCGAACCGAAUUUCAGUUUCAAUGGUAAUAAUUACGUUUUGGACACUCUAGUAUGACAUAGGAUUAAUGUUUCUGAUUAAAAGUCCCAAAGAUAUGCUUUGAAAUUACCAUAAAUAGCUUCCAGUAAAUAUACAAUCGAGUGAUUACUUCCCAAAAUAAAAUUGACCCAAAAUUUAACUAUAUAAUUUAAGUUACUUUAAGAUAAAAUGGUGCUAAGAUGUUAUAUAGAUUUGUUUAUAUGUACUAUGUAUAGAUAGAUUUAGAUAUUUAUAUAUCGAUUCCGAUGCCAAAAAAUAUAAAACAAAACCACCAAUCACAACAUGUAUAAAUUAGUAAACACUAGUCAAUUCCAUGAUCUAUAUAAAAAUGCUUUCAUCAUAAAAAAUCAACCUAUAGGACUAUUUUGUAAGAACAAAUAGAUACUUACCUUUGUGGUGAGCUUACCCACACGUUGAUGAAAUCUCAGAAACGAUAUGCGACGUUGUCUAUAAUAGUAAUAAAAAUUAAAGGAUAUUGAAAACAACAUAAGUCAGUGUAAUUCUGCGAUUGACGUAAGUCAGUGUAAUUCUGCGAGAAUUCACUGACUGAAUUCAAGUAAUCUCACUCGUGAUAUGUUGACAAAUUUUACAAUUAUCAAUUAUCGCAUAUAACAUUCUGAUAUUUCAAGUUCGUGUUCUGCGAUGAGUUUCGAGUUUCUCCUUACGGAAUACCUCUACAGUUGGCACAUUUUACGAGUGAGCUACGAUGUUAGUUCUUACAGAAAAGCUCUGCUGUUACGAUAUAUGCAAGCGUAAUAUUAUUGUAAAUAUAAUUUCCAUUUUAUUUUUCUAUGGUCGAAUAAAAUAGGAAUACGUUCAAAUAAUUCGUAGAAACUUCGAAAUGCGAAUUUUAUAAAUAAACAAAUUGCAAUAUUCAUGGAUCUCAUGGUAUACAAAUUAUUAUUCUAGCGAUCAUGUCUAUAUUAUAAAACUUGGCCGAUUAUAUUUUCCUUAAUUAAGGUUCCAUUU